AUGAAGCUUUUAUCCAGCGUCCUUCUUGCACUCCUUGGUGUUGUUGCUGUCCAGGGGUCGCCGCUGAAUGGUGUCGGCGUUGAUGCUGCCCCUAACGGCAGCCAGAAGCCGCAUGCGAUGGAACUUAUACGUGAGCUGCAAACCGACCCCCACGGCUUCACGCAUGUGGCCGAUGAUGGAAUCGUCCGGUCCUUCGACAGUAAGGGCAAUGUGAUUGCCGCCGUAAGAAUGACCAACCACGAGCUCAUGCAAGUUGCCUCGUCUCAGACAGACCCUGAAGCAAAAAAACACCUGGAAGAGGUCUGGGCUGAAGUCAAUGGCCAUGAGGUUCCAGAGAAGGAUUUGUUUUCGCCGCCCAACAACAUACUCCCAACCAGGCUGACGAACCCGGAGGUUCAAGAUCACCUUCAAAUGGUGGAUUUCCAAAAAAGAAAUGAGAAUGGCGGGCUCACUCCUAACGUUAAUUGCCGUGCAUUUACUUGCAGAGAAAGCGCUUUCUGCUUGUCUCAAGGCUGCACGAGCUGUGUUCAAUACGAUAAGUUCAUGGGUAUGAACUGUAUCUAA
Molecule: messenger RNA, 564 nt
Organism: Paracoccidioides brasiliensis Pb18
Exons: 3
Coding region: 1-564 (187 amino acids)
Source: RefSeq, a predicted model, not a curated record